Messenger RNA from Astrephomene gubernaculifera, 1332 nucleotides. NCBI's taxonomy places the organism in Eukaryota, Viridiplantae, Chlorophyta, Chlorophyceae, Chlamydomonadales, Astrephomenaceae. The record is from the annotation of a GenBank genome assembly.
AAUUGAAAGAACGAUAAACAUAUUAGCACAUACAACAGCGAAACCCAACGCUGUCCGCUUGCGCUGAUAUAAUCCUUGCCUAGUGGUUGAGCGGGUGUCCGCAGCGCAGUCUGUUUAGGAUGGUACUUGUACUUUGUAUUGGCGAUCUUCAUAUACCACACCGAGCUGCUGAUCUGCCAGCUAAAUUCAAGGAGCUCUUGAAGCCUGGCAAAAUCCACACCACCAUCUGCGUUGGCAACGUCUGCAGCAAGGUGUUCCUGGACUAUCUCCGCACCAUAUCCGGGGAGCUCCACGUUGUUGCCGGGGACUUUGACGAGUUCCCCGCGCCUGAGCAACUGGUGGUUGAUAUCGCGGGUUUCAAAGUGGGCGUGUGCCAUGGACACCAGAUCAUCCCCUGGUCCGACCCCGACGCCGUGUCGCUGCUGCAGCGCCAAAUGGGUGCCGACAUCCUGGUGACAGGCAAUACACACCGCUUCGAGGCCCGCAAGGCCGGCCCCUGUCUGGCGCUCAACCCCGGCUCCGCCACAGGCGCCUACCAUGUGGCCUGCCCGCCCUCCUCGCCCCCGCCCACCCCCUCCUUCGUGCUCAUGGACCUGGACGGAAGCAAGGUGACGGUGUACGUGUACCAGCUGGUGGAGGGCGAGGUGCGGGUGGAGAAGAUCGACUACGCCAAGGGGGCGACGCAGCCGGUGUGAGGUUUGUACCACAAGCCAAGCGUCUGCGCACGGCGCCGCCAAGUCUGCUGUCCCAGCAGGUUGGUAGCGUUAACGAAGUCCUUGGGUCCGCAGAUAGGGAUGUGAGAGGGUUGGCGCUGCCGUAUGCUGGAAAGAGAGCAUCUAAGGGGAAGCCAUGGAUGGCAUUGAAGAGGUUGCUACGUCAGGCAGCAUGCAGCGUUGCGGGAUUUGGUAUUGUAAGGGGCCGUUGGCGUAAGGCACAGAUGCUUAGGGAGUCCCAAUUGCUGCUAGUGAAACUUCGAAGAGAGUGUGUACUGUCUGGUAUCGUGUCGUAGUUUGGACGUCAGCUUGGUUACACGUUCGCUACCCCGCUUCCGUCGGUAAGGAGUGGUAGGCUCCAGCUAGCAGGCAGCAUGCAGUUAGGGUGAUUCAGUGAUAGCUGGAAAGUACGAAAUGCAGUUCAGGAGAGCGGCUGUAUGGCUGUGUGACAAGUCCAUAAAAAACAAACUCAAGGUGCAUGGAUGGCAUGGCUAUUUCGAUCUUUCGAAACGUGGGGAUCUCUGGCGCUGUCAGCACCACUGCCGUACGCUUGAAGUCACGUUGGUUGAUCUUCUUUGAACGGGUGGUUGGACGUUGCAUCAUACGUUUGUGGUUUGCA